CUUCCUCUAUGUGGAUCGGCAGCACACAGCUGCGUUACACUGCCACCUACAGGCAGCACAGUGACACGGCCAGUCCCAACAGAACCGACAGAGGGAGCACAGCGCGAACUCUCCAGCACCGGCGAGAAGGAACGAAGGCUGAGCGCAUGCGCGAAAUGAAGGUGCCGCGCGCCCAUGCGCAUGCGUGCCUCGGCACUUCCACCCCGGAAGUGGGUCUGGACUACGCAAGGGCGGACACGGUGCUGGGAGCCGCGUCGGGUCGGGCGCCUUUGCGUUUGUUACCGGCGGUAAAGCGCCGCUCUCACAUUUGGAGACGGCGAGAACUUGGGACUAGCUGUGCCAUGAAUCCUGAGCUUGGAAGGAAGAUUUUCAAAGGAGUUAUAUUAGUGGAAAUUAUCGGAGUUGCUAGCGCAUAUGCACUAUAUGUUAAAAUGGAUAAUAAUCAAGAUUUCAGACAAAAAAUGCAUAGGAGAUACCCAUCAAUCCUAGAAGUUUAUUACAAAUGUAAUGAAUACGCUGGUUUUCAUGGAAAAAGGGAGAAAGAUCAAGCAGCAUGGUUAAUCAGCAAAAGCUAAUUCAUUUUGUGUCUAAACUUCUUUUUCUGCUUGAUGAUGCUCUUCACAUCCUUAUUGUGAAUCCACCUGUUGCGUUCUUCCUCCCACCUGAGCUGUUUGACAUCUAAUGGAGGAAGACAGAGAGCACAUAGAUAAGUUUGGAGUGACUACGUCCUAGAAAAAUCUGGCAUUGAGUUUUAUGGAUGCAAAGAAUACUGCCUGAGUUAGAGAUUCAUGACCGACAAACUCUCUGCUAUGUUUUGUCCUAAAAAACACAAAAUGCUUUAUGUACAAAUAAAUACAAAGUUCCCUCCAUUCAACAGUC
Molecule: messenger RNA, 879 nt
Organism: Podarcis muralis (Common wall lizard)
Lineage: Eukaryota; Metazoa; Chordata; Lepidosauria; Squamata; Lacertidae
Gene: CEBPZOS
Product: CEBPZ opposite strand
Source: RefSeq, a predicted model, not a curated record